This is a messenger RNA of Electrophorus electricus (electric eel), 4916 nucleotides long. RefSeq names its product cell division cycle and apoptosis regulator 1 (gene ccar1). Gene Ontology annotation, cellular component: nucleus. Gene Ontology annotation, biological process: regulation of DNA-templated transcription. Lineage: Eukaryota; Metazoa; Chordata; Actinopteri; Gymnotiformes; Gymnotidae. The record is from RefSeq and is a predicted model, not a curated record.
UCCAAUUUUAACAGUCCCGUAUCUGGUCAACCGGUGCAACAUAGGAUACAGGGAUAUUACUUGCUGUUGGUCCAUCAAGCUGGUCUCCAUGGCCCAAUUUGGGGGGCAGAAGAACCCUCCGUGGGCGGCACAAUUUGCCGCAACAGCGGUAUCGCAACCUGGGCACUCAGGACAGUCUCUCGACCUGAACAGUUUACACUCUUUAGGUGUUCAGCAGCCAUCUCUCUUGGGUGCAUCUCCCUCUAUGUACUCUCAGCAGUCUGCUUUGGCUGCAGCUUCUCUCAACACCCAGUCAGCUGCCAACUACCAGAUCUCCCAGCAGACAGCAGCCCUUCAACAGCAAGCUGCGGCAGCUGCUGCAGCUGCUUUACAACAGUCUCAGAUCAAUUCAGCUCUUCAGCAGUACCAGCAGCAGCAACAGCAACCACAGCCUCCACCUCAGGCUCCCCCACCACAGCCGCCUCCUCAGCAGACCCUGUACAAUGUCCCUCAUCAGCUACCACAGCCCCAGCCUGCACUGCUGUCACAGCCUCCAGUUGCUUUGCCUACUAGUCUGAGUUUGUCGAACCCGCAACAGGCAGCCCAGAUCACUGUGUCAUACCCGACCCCUCGCUCCAGUCACCAACAGCAGACACAGCCUCAGAAACAACGUGUCUUCACUGGGGUCGUCAACAAGCUGCAUGACACAUUUGGUUUUGUGGAUGAAGAUGUGUUCUUCCAACUUAGUGCGGUAAAGGGAAAAACACCGCAAGUGGGUGAUCGUGUUCUAGUAGAGGCCGUCUAUAAUCCCAACAUGCCCUUCAAGUGGAAUGCUCAGCGCAUUCAGACUUUACCUCAGCUGCCCAACCAAACGCACCAGCCGCCCCAGCCCUUACCUCAGGUUUCCCCACAACUGUCCAGCUUUUACUCUGACGCAGGAGUGCAGCGCUACUCUGACAUACACUCUGCGCUGGACUCGAGACCAAAUAGUCAGCCUCCUGGGCCCAGCAUGAUGAAGCCAGGCCCUUCUAUGAUCCAGUCUCUACCUCCACCAACCACCUUCAGUGUGCCAGCCCAGGCUCCACCCCCAUCCCUGCUUCAGGCCCAGCUCUCUGCAGCCUCUCUGGCCCCACUGCUGCAGAACCCCCCACAGCCUCUGUUGCCUCAGCCACCCCCAAAAGAUUCUGUGUUUUCAGGGGGGUUGUUGCAGCCUCCGGUGCGGAUGAUGCCCCAGCCUCAGCCCGUCAGGCGCAUGGACCCUUCCCCUCGCUUCCCUAGCCGCAGUGACCGACCCGAGCUGAUCCUGAGGAAAGAUGACCGCAGUCGGGAGAGAGAGAGAGAGCGGAGAAGAUCAAGGGAGCGUUCUCCAACACGCAAGCGUUCAAGAGAUCGCUCACCACGAAGAGAUCGCUCUCCAAGACGCCCACGCAGAGUUGUUCCACGUUAUACUGUGCAGUUCUCCAAGUUCUCCCUUGAUGGGUGUAAUUGUGACAUGAUGGAGCUUCGACGGCGUUAUCAGAGCCUCUACAUCCCAAGUGACUUCUUUGAUGCUGUAUUUACGUGGGUGGAUGCCUUCCCCUUAUCGCGACCUUUUACUUUUGGAAACUACUGUAACUUCCACAUCAUGCAUAAAGAGGUGGACUCUUUAGUGAAGAAUACCGCUGUACUGGACCCUCCUGAUGCCAACCACACCUACAGUGCUAAGGUGAUGCUGCUUGCCAACCCCAGUCUGGAUGAACUGUAUCACAAAUCUUGUGCUCUUGCGGAGGAUCCUCAGGAGCUGAGAGACUCUUUCCAGCACCCGGCCCGCCUCAUUAAGUUCCUGGUUGGUAUGAGGGGCAAAGAUGAGGCCAUGGCCAUUGGUGGCCAUUGGUCUCCCUCCCUGGAUGGAGCAGAUCCAGAAAAUGAUGCUUCAGUCCUUAUAAAGACAGCAAUACGUUGUUGUAAGGCUCUGACAGGCAUUGAUCUGAGUUUAUGUACCCAGUGGUAUCGUUUUGCAGAGAUUCGCUAUCACCGCCCUGAGGAGACUCACAAAGGGCGGACAGUUCCCGCACAUGUGGAGACAGUGGUUUUAUUUCUCCCGGAUGUUUGGCAUUGUCUUCCUACCCGCUCAGAGUGGGAAGGGCUGUCCCGCGGACUCAAGGAGCAGCUGGCAGAGAAACUCUUGGCUGAACGGAAGGAGGCUGAUGGAGAACAGGAGGAAGAGGAGAAAGAUGAGGACGAUUUAAAAGAAGUUACAACACCCACUCACUGGUCUAAGCUUGAUCCGAAGUCCAUGAAGGUGAAUGACCUGCGCAAAGAGCUUGAGAGCCGAUCUUUGAGCUCCAAAGGGCUGAAGUCGCAGCUAAUAGCUCGGCUCACCAAACAGCUGAAGGUGGAGGAGCAGGUGGAAGAGUCCAAAGAACCAGAGAAGACAGAGGCUGCUUGCGUGGAGGAGGAGGAGCCAUGCAGGACGGAGGAAGACCGAGAGGAGGAGGAGCGUAAACGCCAGGAGGAGCUGGAGCGGCAGCGUAGGGAAAGGCGUUAUGUCCUCCCUGAUGAACCCACCAUCAUCGUCCACCCAAACUGGGCAGCCAAGAAUGGAAAGUUUGAUUGCAGCAUCAUGUCUCUAAGUGUGCUGCUGGACUACAGGCUGGAGGACAAUAAGGAGCAUUCCUUUGAGGUCUCCUUGUUUGCCGAGCUUUUCAAUGAGAUGCUUCAACGAGAUUUUGGAUACAGGAUCUACAAAGCUCUUGCAGCUCUUCCAAGCAAGGAUGACAAAAAAGAAAAGAAAGAAAAGGCCAAGAAAGAAGUGGAGAGGAAAGAGGUGGAAAGGAGGGAUGUGAAAAAGGAUAAAGAUGAGGAGAAUGGUGAGCCUGCCACAAAGAGACAGAGAGAGGAGGAUGAGAAGAGACGGGAUGAAGACAAGGAGAGGGUUCUGAGGAAAGAGGAGUCCAAAGAUGAAGAUGACAAUGAAGAUGAAAGCAGCAAUAACAAUGCUGAUGAAUAUGAUCCACUGGAGGCUGAGGAUGCAGAUGACUAUGAUGAUGAUGAUAAAGAUGAUGAAGACUCCAAUGGGAGGGACAGGAGAGAUGACCGUCGAGAUGACAGAAAAUCAAAAGAUAGGUCGUCUAAAGAUAAAGAUGAGAAAAAGAAGCAGAUGGUGACAUUUGACAAAGAUCUUCUGAUGGCUUUUGUGUACUUUGAUCAAAGUCACUGUGGUUACCUAUUAGAAAAAGACCUGGAAGAGAUCAUGUACACACUAGGCCUGCAUCUAUCCCGAGCUCAGGUGAAGAAACUUUUGAACAAGCCAGUUGUGAGGGACAGCUGCUACUAUCGUAAGUUAACUGACAGACCCAAAGAUGAGCCCAGUCCAGCAGGGACUUCUGAUGCUCAACUAGAAAACCUACUGGGCAACAGGCCUCUGCUACCCAAUCAGAAGUCAAAGCGAGAGGCAGAGGACAGCAGCGAGUCGGGCAGUCUUAUCGUUUAUAAUGGUGCUAUGGUGGAUGUGGGCAGCAUGCUGCAGAAACUGGACAAGAGUGAGAAAGCCAGAGAGGAGAUAGAGCAGAAGCUUAUGCAGCAGGACACUAAAAUUGAUGAAGAUGCUAAGCAUAUAUCGGAGCUGGAUGACUCUAACCGCGGUCUGAUGAAAGAGCUGGAGCAAGUGAAGGCCAGUCUGAGGGAGACUGAGAAGAGCCUGAGGGUUUCUGAGCAGCAGAGGGGCAGUUACCAGCAGCAGCUCCACAACACCCUCUCCAGCCUCAGCACAGUCAUGAAAGAGUUACAAAGUGUCCUGCCUAAUGAUGAUCAUCCUGAAGACAGUGACCAGCACACUCAAGCUAAUGGCUCAGAUGACUGAACUGCCUUUUGCUUCUGUCCAUGACUUAUUCUUCCCUUUUGAUCUGUAAAUAGGCACUAAACCCAAGCAAACUUUUUAGAUACCCCUCCCCCAUUUUGUUGUUGCCAUGUACAGAAUUUUAAUGACUGAGGAGUUCAUUGUAACUUAAUUUUCCUCUUCAUAAUUCUUCGACCUAAAAUAAUCCCCCCCCCCAACAUUUUACAGCUAAAUUAUCUCCAGUACAGUAAAAAUCUAAUUCAUGUGAUUAUUAAAAAAAUCUUGUUUUAAAAGUACCAUUUCUUCUGAAGAAACCUCUUCCCUUUCUUCCAAUUCCAGUAAUUUUAGUGUUUUUCAGUUUGUUUUGCCGUGCCCAUCUGUCAACAUUCUACAUAAUUUGGGCUAGUAUGCUUGCGUUUAAUUAGCAAUAAUGAUGUUAUUUAUGUCUAAAGUGAGUAGAGCUAAAAGGUUCUUCACAUCAGGCUCUGGACAGAGCUGUAUAAAAGCAUGCAGAACCAGGCUAUGGGUGAAAAGCUUUUUGUUCUACUGAUGUUACAGAUUGGUAGUCACAUUCUGUGUUUAAUAUCUUUGUCAACACUUUGCUAACUUGCUGCUAUCCUGUUUCUUGAUAUGCAUCUGAAGUAAUGCACGCAGAUUCGCUUAACCCUCACAGUUUUGAGUUUGUUUGUUCAGUGGGUCUUAAUUAAUCCUAUGAGGAUGGCAUUCUUUGUCAGUUGAAGGGAGAUGGAGGUGCAGAAGCUCAGCUAUUGUUUUGAUAGCGCAGUUAUCAGUGACUGGAGUCUGGUACACUCUGCGAAAGGAUCCUACCUACUUUGCAGAAUAUUGCAGAAUAGUAUUUCAUGAGAAUGUGAUGACCUGUAAUUAAAACUGUUGAGGUGGGGUUUUUUUGGGGGUUUUUUUUCCUUUUCUCCCCUAAUCUUUUCUUUGGUCAGUGACCUGAAGUUGGGGCUGGCUACAAUGGGUGGUUUAUGCUGAAUGGAAAAGAGCCAAACUUAGUAACAAUGAGCCCAAAGCAACCAAGUGCAUAUUAUUUUUCUAUUCAAGAAGUACUAUUAUGGUUGUCUUGUGUUAAAUAAAAGUGGUUCAUUUUAACAUUUCA